AUGCCCGCAAAACUUGGUAGCGUAGCUGGACCAUUUGUGCCAGAUGAUGUCACCCUGAAUUUCAUUCAUAAACGCAGAUUUGCUCAUUACAAAUCCUAUAAGGUGUACUUCCAGCCUGAUACCGAUGCGAAGUAUGCCGCAGUUCAUGAGAUUUACCUUAUAAACUUGGGGUUUUUCAUCGCACGCCAUCCUAAGCCGGGUGAUGUGGUUCCAGUCGCCGAAGAGGGAAUGCAGCUGAAUGGGUGCUUUCUUGGGGCUUGCACUACCACAGAGGAAGAUCUAACCUCGGUGCUCCAGUAA
This is a messenger RNA of Penicillium coprophilum, 300 nucleotides long. RefSeq lists its product as uncharacterized. Lineage: Eukaryota; Fungi; Ascomycota; Eurotiomycetes; Eurotiales; Aspergillaceae. The transcript has 2 exons. The record is from RefSeq and is a predicted model, not a curated record. The coding region runs from base 1 to 300 and encodes 99 amino acids.